AUGUCGCAGAGACCGCCCACUAUAAACCAACAAUCAUCCAUUUUCCUUCGCCUUCACAGACUUCUUCGACUCCCUUCUCGCACGAAUGCAGUCCCUCCUAUUCGGAACGAUCAACAUCGUGGUCCUCUGGAUUUCCCUGCUACGUCUCCUCUACCUCACCCUCUCUCGGAGCCCACCACAACUCAAGGACGUUCAGAUAUCAAUUCCGGCGAGAACUCUCGAUCACUGCCAAUCACCCAAUCAUCUGCAACCUCCAAUACCCGCCCACACCAUUUAUCAACUUGGUGGCCCGUUCGUGUGAGACAUGCGCAGCCGCCUAUUGUUGAUGUUCCUCUCGCGCAGGGUAAAGAGCGCAAUGCUUCAGCGGAUGCUCCCCAAAAAAAUGAUGAUAUAGUACCCGAUGAAUACUUCGACCCGCCUUCACCGAACCCCGAUUCACAACAACCAGCCGCAGCAGCACAGACCAAAGCUGGAGAGCAUGGAGGCGACCGGAACCCGGAAUAUGAACGAGACACAUCCAUCACGUUCUCAUCGAGUCAAACACCGAUGUAUACCUCUGUACAAUAAGAGCUUCUGCAUUCAACAGUGAUCAUUCAUUGAACGAGGCAGACUAUAACGUCCGACCCUGUUGCAGACUCGCAAGUUUCGAGACCUGUAGGGUGAUAGCGGUCAGCCUUACGGGCGUGUGUUGCUUUCCUUUUUGCGAGAUACUCUUGAUAUAUAGCACCAUUCACAACGCCCGUUCUACAAACUAGCACAUGGGAAACUGCACAAAUCUGCGCGCAUAAAAUACGAUGUUAAAAUUGUGAUGUGGGGAAUGGAGUCAAACCAGCAUCACCAUUUUAUCCAAUGUCUACAUGUACAGGCAACGUAGCAUGAGCUUGGCCAUUCCUCAAUUGAGGGAUUGCACGAAACCUUAUCUCUGUUAGCAGUCUUGGCUACUGUGGAUGCGAAACGUGAAAAGUGACUCGUUG
Messenger RNA from Suillus clintonianus, 974 nucleotides. RefSeq lists its product as uncharacterized. The coding region runs from base 1 to 567 and encodes 188 amino acids. The transcript is spliced from 5 exons. Lineage: Eukaryota; Fungi; Basidiomycota; Agaricomycetes; Boletales; Suillaceae. The record is from RefSeq and is a predicted model, not a curated record.